Talaromyces atroroseus is the source of this 1725-nucleotide messenger RNA. RefSeq lists its product as hypothetical. Gene Ontology annotation, molecular function: protein binding; histone methyltransferase activity; zinc ion binding. Bases 1 to 1725 code for a protein of 574 amino acids. The transcript has 2 exons. Lineage: Eukaryota; Fungi; Ascomycota; Eurotiomycetes; Eurotiales; Trichocomaceae. Gene Ontology annotation, cellular component: nucleus. The record is from RefSeq and is a predicted model, not a curated record.
AUGUUUGUCGAUUUAACGCGAGACGAUGAAGACGAGGAUGAAGAUGAAGUGAUUGAGGCACAAGCGCUUUUGAAGAAAUUUACCAAUUCUAAAACUUCGAUUGGUGAAUCAAGAUCUCUCAAGAGGAAGCUGAAUGGGGCAACACCAUCUGUCGAUAUCAAGAGCAAUGGCGUGGACAAUACCAACACCAACACCCAUACUCAUGGCCAGCCUGUUAAGCCAUGGCCCUCAAUCACUGCUGCUGCUUCCCCGCUAUUGAAGGUCAAGGCAGAAUCUAGAUCUGGCACGCCAGCUUACUCCUCUUCCCCCUUCACCCAGUCAUUGCCUCGAAAUCCAGUGCAAGCCCAACUUUCGUUCCCCAAGAUUACACCUCAGUUUGAUUCUACUUAUGUCUCUUCAGUCAGCGAGUCUGAGAGAUCGAUUUCUAGAGAUCAGUCGAUCAAACGCCAAACACGCUCCCCCUCAACUUUCAGUUCCUCCAAUCGUCCGUCUAAUGUGAUGGUGGUUGUACCACCACCACCCACAGCAGCGUCCCCAAAUGGCCUCCUUAAACACAAAGCUGCACAGAAAAUUAAUAGACUGCCUUCGGUAUCGUCAGAGAGCGCUGAAGAAUCGGAUCCUGAUGAGCCCAAGGGAACCAAGUCCAAAUACUACCCGCUGCAGAUGUACGCUAUACAGGCAGAGAAAGGGCGCUAUCCUCAGGCAAGGUCAACGCGGAGGGAGGCUAUCACGCUACCAAUUCGCCCUCGUAGUCAUCCCAAGGUCUUGAAGAGCCAGGGCAAAGCACGCCACUCUCACAAAAUGUAUCUUCGAGCCCUUCUAGAAAAGAAACUUCGCUUGAUCCAAGGACCUCCCGUAACGAUGGCUGCAGACUGGGAUGGGACGGGCAGUUUGGCAUCCAACUUUGAGUUCACAAACUCCUACAAACUCGCGCAGGGCGUUACGCGUGUCCCCGAAGAAUUCAAUGGUGGCUGCCCCUGUGGACUCCAAUGUGACCCGCAAAAAUGCAAGUGUCUAUCGAAAGAAGAGGACUCCGAGGAACUCAUGGUACCUUAUGAAUAUCGGAAUGGGAAAUUGGUCCUAAAAGAGAGUUUCAUCCACAAGAAGACCAUGAUCUACGAAUGCUCGUCCCACUGCAGCUGCACCAAAACCUGCUGGAACCGCCUGGUGCAACACGGCAGAAGCAUCAGACUAGAAAUCUUCCAUACUGGCAGUCGUGGGUUUGGCCUACGCUCCCCAGACUACAUUCAUCGUGGCCAGUUUAUCGACACAUAUCUGGGCGAGGUCAUCACAUCCGCCGAAGCAGAGCUGCGAGAAGAUGCAUCCAGCUCGCAGACUAACCCUUCCUACCUCUUCUCACUGGAUUGGUUCCCCGCGUCGACAAAUGAUGACGACGACGACAAUGAUGCAGAUGAUGAUGACCAGCAAGACUACUACGUCGUAGACGGACAACGAUUCGGCGGACCCUCUCGAUUCAUGAACCACUCAUGCAAUCCGAACUGCAAGAUCUUCCCUGUCUCGACUCACCACGGGGACGAGCGCAUCUACGACCUCGCAUUCUUUGCCCUUCGCGAUAUCCCACCGGGCAUUGAGUUUACAUUCGAUUACAACCCGCAUUUGACCGGCGAGAUCAGUCACGACCCUAGUGCUGUCAAGUGUCUGUGCGGUGAAGCCCAGUGUCGCGGUCAGUUAUGGCCAAAUCAACGCAAGAGUUCAAAUAUUUGA